CUGCACUGCCCUCAAGCUUCCUCUCGGCGAGAACUAUAUGGAGGGCGCACCUUCAGGUGAACUUUGAAAAUGGCGAAUCGUGACAGUUCGUCGUCGACGACGGCCGCACGGGAAACCAUGGACACACUACUGGAGAUAUCUCGAUUGUUGAACACAGGUCUGGAUUCAGAAACGUUGACUAUUUGUGUACGCCUUGUGGAGCAAGGUGUAAACCCAGAAGCUUUGGCGUCUGUCAUAAGAGAACUCAGAAGAGAAACUGCAUCACUAAAAGCAAAAGAAGACACAGUAGAACAGUGAACAUGACAUUUACAUGAAUACUUUGGUGAAUUUGAAGAUAAUUAUUAUGUUGACAUACUGUAUUCUACAUCAGGACUUGAAACAAAGCUUGCUAUGAUGUCUGACUAUCACGUGAAGUCUUCACCUUAUCAGUUUUUAAUCUUGACUUGACAUUAUAACAGCUGUGGUGAUUUGGACUUGUCACCUUAAACCUAUGAUGGCACAUGUCAACCAAUCAUACCGAAAAAACUAUGAAUUGAAAAUUACCUUUAUAAAAUGUAACAUUUUAUUUAAUAAACCAGUUUUGUAUGAAUUUUUAAUUGAAGUUCGUUUUUGAAUGAUCUUGUUCAUGUGCUGGGAAGCUUGAUGGAUAUUAGUGGACUUCACAUUGGAGAUUCACGAUUUUUGGCACAUACACAAAAGUUUCUGAGUCUCAGCAAGUGCCAAAAAAAAACUUGAUCGCUGCCUCGAUAGAUAAUUUGGACCGAAACUUGGCUUUGCUGCCUGAACGUUCUACACAAACCACAAUCACACUCUCUGUGGGAACAUAUACUGAUUAUAAUAAUAAUAGUUUAUUACGCAACUGUUAUCUGCUUCAUACCUAAAAUGAUUACCAUGAUGGCCCUUCCUUAGCAACUGAUAAUUUCUUAAUUUUGCUGUAUAAUAUACAUGCAGUUCUGUUUUUUACUUACCUUUUUACCUUACCUCCUAUUACUUUCAGCCAAAAAUGAAUUUGUAAUUUCAUUACGGUGUAAUAAAACUGUAUUAU
This is a messenger RNA of Saccoglossus kowalevskii, 1045 nucleotides long. RefSeq names its product mitotic-spindle organizing protein 1-like. The record is from RefSeq and is a predicted model, not a curated record. Gene Ontology annotation, cellular component: interphase microtubule organizing center; spindle; gamma-tubulin ring complex. Gene Ontology annotation, biological process: microtubule nucleation by interphase microtubule organizing center; gamma-tubulin complex localization; mitotic spindle assembly. Lineage: Eukaryota; Metazoa; Hemichordata; Enteropneusta; Harrimaniidae.